Molecule: messenger RNA, 2433 nt
Organism: Aethina tumida (small hive beetle)
Lineage: Eukaryota; Metazoa; Arthropoda; Insecta; Coleoptera; Nitidulidae
Product: NADP-dependent malic enzyme
Exons: 9
Coding region: 120-1988 (622 amino acids)
Biological process (GO): malate metabolic process; pyruvate metabolic process
Cellular component (GO): mitochondrion
Molecular function (GO): NAD binding; malate dehydrogenase (decarboxylating) (NAD+) activity; malate dehydrogenase (decarboxylating) (NADP+) activity
Source: RefSeq, a predicted model, not a curated record
CUGCUGCGACUGCUCGGAACGACGAAACAGGUACAGUGGCGCGCAUUCCCUCCAUGUCUAGAGAGCCCGUUGUAGGAGUCCGUAGUUAAUCAGUCAGCUAUUAGCUGAGGUACACGAAAAUGUUCUCGUUGAUACCACGUUCUGUGAUAGCUGGCCUGGCAUCGCGGUCGGCCAUUCAAGGACAAAAGGGCGUACUGACUGAAUCUUUGAAAUUAAUUAAAAAUGACGAUUCCAUCAAACGAGAGUAUCAUGAAGUCAGUGGUGACGUCAUCUGUCCAUCACAAGUUAUGGGCAUUGACCAUCUGCGAGAUCCCCGGCUGAAUAAGGGUCUGGCAUUCACAUUGGAGGAAAGACAAGCUCUUGGUAUUCACGGACUUCAACCUGCCAGAUUCAAAUCCCAAGAAGAACAGCUUGAAUUAUGUAGGAUAUCAAUUGAACGAUAUCAAGAAGAUUUGAACAAAUAUCUCUAUCUCACAGAAUUGCACGACAGAAAUGAAAAGCUCUUCUUCCGUCUCUUGUCUGAGAACAUAGAAUCACUGAUGCCGAUCGUGUAUACACCUACAGUAGGUCUGGCUUGCCAAAAAUUCGGGCUGAUUUAUAGAAGACCCAGGGGUUUAUUCAUUACCAUUAACGAUGUGGGUCACUGUUAUGAUGUAAUUAAAAAUUGGCCAGAACCCAACGUUAGAGCCAUCGUGGUAACAGAUGGUGAAAGGAUUUUGGGUUUGGGUGAUUUAGGUGCAUGCGGUAUGGGUAUCCCAGUAGGUAAAUUAGCUUUGUAUACUGCCCUAGCUGGCAUUCCACCACAUCAAUGUCUGCCCAUAGUAUUAGAUGUUGGCACUAAUAAUCAGAAACUGUUAGAAGAUCCACUAUAUGUAGGUUUAAGGCAACGACGUGUAACGGGAAAACUGUAUGAUGACUUCAUAGACGAAUUUAUGCAGGGUGUGGUCAAACGCUAUGGGCAAAAUACUCUAAUCCAAUUUGAAGAUUUCGGAAAUCACAACGCCUUCAGGUUCUUAGAUCGAUUCAGAGGACGUUACUGCACUUUCAAUGACGAUAUCCAAGGAACUGCUAGCGUAGCCGUUUCUGGUCUUAUCGCUUCAAAGAGGUUGACAGGCAAGAAAAUGUCUGAUAAUAAGUUCCUCUUCCUUGGCGCUGGAGAAGCUGCAAUCGGUAUCGCUGAUCUUUGUGUAAAGGCCAUGGAAUGCGAAGGAAUAUCCUUGGAGGAGGCCAGAUCUAAAAUUUGGAUGGUAGAUAUUGAUGGUCUCUUGGCUAAGGGCCGUGAAGAAGGUAACCUUGACGGACACAAAGCAUUCUAUGCCAAAGAUCACGCCCCCGUUAAGGAUUUCGCUCAGGUUGUAAAUGAGAUAAAGCCUUCUAUCCUUAUUGGAGCAUCAGCAGCUGCCGGAGCAUUUACUCCUGAAAUCUUAAAAGCUAUGGCUUCAUUCAAUGAAAGACCAAUUGUAUUCGCUCUCAGUAAUCCUACCAGCAAGGCUGAGUGUACUGCUGAGCAAGCCUACACUAAUACAGAUGGUCGUGUUAUAUUUGCCAGCGGCUCUCCUUUCGGUUCUGUAACCAUGGGAGACAAAACCUACUACCCAGGUCAAGGAAACAACGCAUACAUUUUCCCUGGUGUUGCCUUGGGUGUAUUAUUGGGUGGCAUCCACCACAUUCGUGAAGAACUGUUCUUAAUUGCAGCUGAGUGUGUAGCUCAAAAUGUUACAGAUGAAGAUCUAAAGAAAGGAAGUCUUUAUCCGCCACUUAGUGUAAUCAAGGAGUGUUCUAUGCAAAUUGCCAGCAAAAUUUUGGAUUAUGCCUAUAAAGAACGUAUUGCCUCAGUAUAUCCAGAACCUGAAGACAAGAGGGCUUAUAUUGAAUCUCACCAGUAUAAUUACAACUAUGAGCCCUCAUUGCCCAUCACAUGGGCAUGGCCUACCCCUAAAUAUAUCAAAACAAAACCUCUAGAGCCCACAAAAUUGGGACACAAAUAAAAAAUGUAUUAAGACGCAAGCAGUGAUAUUUAAAUUAUUUAUGUUACAGUUUAUAUUUGAAAUUUAAUAUUAAGUUUAAUUUAUUUGUACUUUUUUAUUGUUACGACGGAAUUUAUGUUUUUGAAAACAGAGAAAUUGUUAUUACAUUUAUACAGUUAGGUUCCUGCAAAUAUUGUAUAUGUUGUGCCAUAUGUAAAAUGUAAUUAUGUACUUAAUUAUACUUUUAAAAUAAUUUAUUACAUAUUAUGGAUAAGAAGUUAAUCGACACGAGGACAUAAAACAGAGUGGAAUCACAAGCACUAUUAAUUUUUUUCAGUAUUGUAUAGCAAAAUCAAGCAAUAUUACCAUUAGAUUAUUUAAACAGUAUUGUGUUUCUGGUCAUUUUAUUGAUUACCGACUUUUGGUAUAAGUGUAAUUAAUGUUAAUAAAAUUAUGUCACUGUUAA